UUAAAAUAGUACACUACAUACCUUAGUGAAGUAGUGCGCCAUUAUUGGUCAAGCGCUUUUAUCUCCUAAAGCCGGGCACAUACAUGCGGUGUUCGGCGAAUAGCAAAUAUUUGGCAUUCGACGAGCAACUCGGUAGCUAUUUGUUAUAUGGCGAGCACGACCAUACACACAUGCGGCGUAAAUGCCGAAUAUUGCUCGGUAUGAAAAUAAUGAACACAAACAACGAUUAAUGUACGAAUGGUGAAAAUGAAUGGUGAAACAUUGAUGACUGAUGCUGCUGGUUUUGUAGUUAUGAGCGGUGCUUAUUUACAGUUAUUAAAAAAGAAGUCUAGGAGAAGAAGUAGAAGAAGGUGGUGGAUGGUAUCACUUAAUCAAAGUAGAGAAAGAUAUAGUGGAAUUCAUAUGAUGGCAGAUUUAUUAAAGGAACCAUCUGGCAGAUUUGAAAACAGAAUGUCCUUUGAAGAUUUUGAAGAACUUCUUCAAAAAAUAGAGCCAGUGAUUUCUAAAAAAGAUACAAGAUGGAGAAAAGCUAUUCCGGGAAAAGAACGAUUAGCCUUAACUUUGAGGUUUCUAGCGUCGGGAGACAGCUUUAAGAGCCUACAUUAUUUGUUUAAAAUAUCAGCUCAACUCAUUUCCUCCAUAGUUCCAGAAGUAUGCAGUGCUUUAAUAAAAGUCCUGAGUAAUGUAAUACAGAUCCCAUCAAAUGAAAGCGAAUGGAAGAAUAUAGCCAAACAGUUUGAAAAUAUAUGGAAUUUCCCUCACUGUAUUGGUUCAAUGGAUGGGAAACAUAUUACAAUACAGGCUCCAAUAAACAGUGGAUCUGAAUUCUAUAAUUAUAAACAAUAUUUCAGUGUAGUGUUAAUGGCUCUAGUUGAUGCUGAUUAUAAUUUUAUAUUUGCUGAUUGUGGUUGUCAAGGAAGACUAAGCGAUGGUGCUGUUUUUCGAAAUACAGAACUUUUUAAAAAUAUCGAAAAUAACGGACUGCAUUGCCCUUCAGAUGAGCCAUUACCAGGGCGAAAUAUUCCAAUUCCAGACUUAUUUGUAGACGAUGAUGCAUUUGGAUUAUGUAAACAAAUCAUGAAGCCUUAUCCAGGUCUACAUGAAAAAGGAAGCAAAGAAAGAACGUUCAACUAUCGUUUGUCAAGAGCACGUCGCGUCGUGGAAAACGUAUUUGGCAUUAUGGCUUCUACUUUCAGAGUCUUAAGGAAACCAAUGUUACUUCAACCAGAAAAAGUUUCAUUAAUCGUAAUGACUUGUGUGCUCUUACAUAAUUUUUUACGAAAAAGCAGAUCAUCGCGUUCGAACUAUUCCCCUCCCGGAACGUUUGACUCUGAAGAAGAUGGAAAUAUUACACCUGGUGCAUGGCGUCAAAAUCAAGAUAAUAUGUCAAGUUUACUCCCACUGCGUAAUAUCCCAAGAAAGCCCAGCAUGGAAGCAAGAACUAUUAGAAAUGAGUUGGCAGAAUAUUUUAUGAGCAACGGAAGAGUAUCUUGGCAAGAUAUAUAUUGUUAAUGCUUAAUUUUUUUUAUAUAAACA
This is a messenger RNA of Acanthoscelides obtectus, 1536 nucleotides long. The record is from the annotation of a GenBank genome assembly. NCBI's taxonomy places the organism in Eukaryota, Metazoa, Arthropoda, Insecta, Coleoptera, Chrysomelidae.